AUGACUCCCAUCUCCCUCAAAGCAGUCGGUGGCGCCGCAGCCGUAUACCUGUUGGGUCAGCAGAUUCAAUGCCCCUUUGUUGCCAUUCCUCUUAUCGGCGAUGCUGUUGCCAUGACCGUCGCCCAAGUAGGCUCAGCUGCAGCUAGUUUCGGCGGUGCAAUUGCUGCCGCGCAUUUUGCCAAAGCCAGGGAUCUAGAGGGGCGUGACACCCAAAUUACCGCCCCGCCUGGAGUGCCUCAGUACAACUUCGAUAUGUGCGCCGAGAGCUUGUCCGACCCGUCGGUCACGGUCACUGUUAAUGGUCCUGUUGAGAACAAUGGUAUCAAAAUUGACGGUCUGCCUUCUACCUGCAUGGUUCUUUCAACCGUUUUCGACGGUAACGCAGCCGGUGGUGCGGUGCCGACUCCCUGUGGCUCUGCAUGCCUUCUGUACAACAACCUGAACCAGGAUGAGUAUGGACAGAUGCAAUCCACCUUCAACAAAUUGCAGAAUCUAUAG
This is a messenger RNA of Penicillium canescens, 498 nucleotides long. RefSeq lists its product as uncharacterized. The coding region runs from base 1 to 498 and encodes 165 amino acids. NCBI's taxonomy places the organism in Eukaryota, Fungi, Ascomycota, Eurotiomycetes, Eurotiales, Aspergillaceae. The record is from RefSeq and is a predicted model, not a curated record. The transcript is spliced from 2 exons.